AUUUACGAAUAGAAUGGAAUUUUUUGAUGACAGGCAAGUGUGUUGUCUAAGUUUAAGCAACAAAGGUCACCUUUCCUCUAAGGACAAGAGUAGAGUUCUUAUUGUUCCUGAAAAGAAAGUUUACGACGAAUCGAUCUCAGACCCAAAGGCGAGCAGGAAAAACAAUAUAUGAUCAUUUAAUCUGACAUUUCUGAAUAAGAACUAGGCAUAUCACAAUUCGUUAUCAACAGGUUAGUUUCAUUUUCAGCCAGGGUGCUUCCAGGUGAAGCGAGACUCCUUCCUGUAACGCUAGAAUUGAUUUUUACUUUGAUGCAAAUUAAUACUGUCACCUAUAAACUAAUAUUUUCACACUAGCUCAUUAACUCAGUAUGAGGUCACUUUGAGGUUCAAUUCCCUCAAGGAUGAUAAUUAAUAUUAGCCAAGGCUCUCUGAAACUCUAACCUUCAAACGACAGGGACGUGCGUGAUCAUUUAAAUUAAGCUGAUUCUCUUAAAUGAAAUUCUGCCAUGUAAUUACGAUUCCAAGUAGAAAUUGUCAGCUCGCAGGGUAUCUUGACAGACGGCUCUCGAGUUUUCAUUAUACGUCAGACACAGAUUACCUCACAAAGGCUUUGCUCACCACUGAUUGGCGCAAACUCGCACACCAUUGAAAUAAAGUUUUGACACCUUGUGCAGUGUCUACAGUCAACACAAGCAGGCCUGAAUCGCUUACGAACAAAGGGAAUAACUUCUUCCUCGCAGGCUAAUUUUUUUUCCAGUUCGGUCGCUGCGACCGCCUUUUUCGAUGCCGAUUACAACUCAAACGCGCGUUAACCCGCGGUUUGCGGGUAGAUCGCAUAUGCUGGCCUCAGUGAAAGAAGGUCUCUAUCACCCGAUGUUACCAACAUUCCGGCGUAUGGACAUGGAUACGGCAGUUCACAAGUUACCCGAAGAACACUCGCGAACUACGACUCCACUGACACGGGAGGAUUUUGAAAGCCGCACUAUCACCCUGUUCAGACCAGCUGAGAAGUCGUUGUCAGGCACACGAAUAACCGAGACGGGGCGACAACUUCAAUCUACUUCCUACCAGCCCAUCGAAUCAGGGGGUAUGGCAGAAUUUCUAAAGCGAUCAAUGACGUCACAGUCUCAGAAACAACCAUCCCCUCUUCCUCCCAAUGAACCAUCAGAACCAUACACAUUUAUGCCUGAACCAUAUCUCAAGUAUUCUGCAGAUCAGAUGAAGUUCAAUGGUUAUGCAACAAGAUACCUGUCACCAAGGGAGACUGCAUCAUGGAGAUAUUCCCUCAGACAGGAACCCUAUAUUGACACAAGGGGUCAGCGACCAAUUCCUGCCACCAUCUAUAGUCGCUAUCGAGACGCUCAUCCAAGAGCCAGUGUUGCAGCAAUGCACUGGCGGUGAAGAUGGACAGCAUGCUUGAAACUCUUCAGACUUUUUUAUAACAGACUGCCAUCAAAAAUACCAAACUCAUGAACCAUUUCCUUUUCUAGUAAGCCCCCAAAUGUCCUUCUCUACAUUUGAAAUUGUGUUUCAGCACCAGAGUGGAAUAAAAAAUAAGUAAAUAAAUAAAAAACCCAUUGUUGUGAAUCUAGAUUCACAUUGGCAUUUGAAAUUUUUAUUAAAAAUGCAACAUCUGAGAAAGUAUGAUCAGCAAAAUUGUUAAUGGUGAUACAAGUGUGUAUAUGUAUAUUAAAAUAUC
Molecule: messenger RNA, 1699 nt
Organism: Pocillopora verrucosa
Lineage: Eukaryota; Metazoa; Cnidaria; Anthozoa; Scleractinia; Pocilloporidae
Product: sperm microtubule inner protein 8
Source: RefSeq, a predicted model, not a curated record